GUAAAAUCCCUUUUAAGUCUUUGUGGGUAGUGAUAUUCAUGACUUGCUUGACUUGACUGUGCGUGAGAGCGUUCAAGCUUUCGUUGUUCCAUUUUUGCUUUUGAAUGUUUCUCUGUUCUUAUCGUGAUUUAUCAUGGCUGCGGUGCGUCCAAAACCAGGAAAUGGCGGUUUUUCAUCAACGCGUAAGGAAGCAAAACAAGAUGGCAAAAAUCCCCGAGCAGUUGUUUGUGCUGACAAUGAGGAGCCCUUUACUGCAGAAUGGUAUGCCAGUCGUCGAAAGAUCGAGGAAACUCUGAGGUUUUACAGGGAGUUACUAGUCGACAGAAAGUUAUUUGACGAGCUGUCACAAGAACCUGAAAAGAGCCCAGAUGGAAAGAAAUAUUCGGGCAUAGGUGUUCAUAUGAGAGCAGCCAGGGUUCUUGAGAGUUCGGGGGGAUGGGUUAACACCAGCAAGCAAAUAGGACAUGUUUCAGGGAUUAAAGUUGGUGAUGAUUUUCGUUGGAGGGGUGAGUUGAGUAUUGUUGGGCUUCACCAUGAGUUUCAGAAGGGGAUAGAUUUUAUGAAGCUGAUUAAUGGUAAAACCCUGGCUACAAGCAUUGUUGAUUCUGGUCGAUAUGAGAAUGGCGUGGGGAUUACUUCUGACGUGUUGAUUUACUGUGGCCAAGGUGAAAAUCCUAACCUUGACCGAGUCAGGAAACCAAAGGACCAAAAGCUUGUAGGUGGAAACCUGGCAUUGAAGAACAGUAUGCAUAGUAAAACGCCUGUCAGGGUGAUUCGUAGGUUAACCGACAUUGACACUUCCAAGGAAUCAACUACUGUGGCUGCUGCUAAAGGGAAUGACAUUGGCUACAAGUUUGUUUAUGAUGGACUGUAUCGUGUGACUGGAUUUUGGAAAGAAAGAGGGAAAUUUGGUAGAUAUGUUUACAAGUUCUCAUUGAAAAGAAUUGAGGGGCAGCCAGAACUUGACUUGGGGAAAUGGAACAAAGUGGGGAAUGGUUCUGCUGGCAGUGUCUUUAAAGGGAAGGAAAAUGACAUUUAUUGAUGCAGGUCAUAGUUUUGGUCAAGCUCGCAAUGGACAAUGGACACGCGUCAUCAAAAUUGAAGAGGUGAAGCAAGCCCAAAUUCUCAUCCAGGAGAAUUUUG
Messenger RNA from Theobroma umbraticum, 1143 nucleotides. Its product is annotated as histone-lysine N-methyltransferase, H3 lysine-9 specific SUVH5-like. Lineage: Eukaryota; Viridiplantae; Streptophyta; Magnoliopsida; Malvales; Malvaceae. Gene Ontology annotation, molecular function: double-stranded DNA binding; histone methyltransferase activity. The record is from RefSeq and is a predicted model, not a curated record.